AUGCAAUCUUUCCUCGAGCGCCGCAGAAUCCGCAGAAAGCUUGAGCAACAAAUCGUCACGAAACAUGGAACCCCCGAGGAUGUCUGGACCGACGAAGGUCGCUACUAUUACCGUGAUGGCGAGAUUCACACGCAUCCCCGCGAGGCGGGUGACGAUAUACCUGCUGCGCGGAGAAGAGAGCAUGGCCAUCGUACUUUCAUAUCCGGUCCAACUAUCAACCGACAUUCUGCGAGAACCCAUCUCGAGAGAGAUGGAGAUGUCGAACGCGCGGACGUCGACCCGGAUCUUCAAACCGAUCCUCAUACAAUCAAUACCCAAGAGACGCUGGGUAACACAACUGAUAUGAUGGUGACGGGCGUUGAAAGAAUCGGGCCGCGCACCGGUAGGGACACGGGUGUUCAUGAUGGCAUUCCCACCGGAGACGGCGAGACUGAUAUCGAAAGUGUAUCGGAUAUUGAAUCGAUCAAGAGGAACAAAAUUAUCGUCGUGACUUUUGAGGGUGACCUUGACAUGAUGGAUCCGCACAACUGGUCCUUCAAACGUCGAUUGUGGACGACACUUCUUACUUCGGUCAUUGCCAGUGUGAUGUUCUGGUCGUCUACCAUCGAUGCCACCGCCCACAAAAGAACAAGUUCACUGUUUCAUACAAGCUUUGAAGUUCAGACUUUGCCCACUACUUUCUACUUGGUUGGACUGGGCGCCGGCGCACUAGUAACAGCACCCAUCUCAGAACUAUUCGGACGCACUCCGGUAUACAUUCCGACCACUGUGGGAUUCAUGCUUUUUAACAUGAUUGCGGCCCUUUCUCAUAAUGUGGAGCAAAGGAUCAGUUGCCGUUGCAUAGCAGGCCUUUUCGGGUCUGCUCCCGCCGUCCUUGCAGGGGCGUCUCUCGUCGAUGUCUGGUCACGCGUGGAGCGAGUCUAUGCAUUUCCUAUAUUCGCUAUCAUCGGGUUCUCGGGGGCACUAGUUGGUCCAAUUCCCGGCUCCUAUGUUGUCAACAGCCACUUUUCCUGGCGAUGGGUGGACUGGAUCACAAUCAUAUACGCAGGGUUCAUAUUGACUCUGAUGAUCCUACUGUUGCCGGAAACCUACAGCCCUAUCCUGUUAUAUUGGAAGGCAAAAGAACUCCGCCGUCUGACAGGAGAUGACAGGUAUCGAUCGCCAUUGGAAUUCAACAAAGUUUCAUUUUGGAGCCGCCUACGUAUCUCACUCUAUCGGCCUAUUCUUCUAUUUGUGACAGAACCGAUCAUCUCCAUCCAUGCCACCUACCUUUCUAUCCUAUUCAUUGUGCUUUACACCUUCAUCGCGGGAUAUGUCUCUAUCUUCCAAGAGAAAAAUAACUUCUCGGCCACUGAAGCAGCUCUUGCUUUCUUGGGUAUUGAAGUUGGUGUUCUCCUUUCGGCGCUGACCGUGCCACUUGCGAUGUGGUUCCUCCGCCGCGAUAUCCGGCUCAGUCGUGAAAAGGGUCAAAACCGUCCAGACCCAGAAAUCAGCUUAUACAUGGGCAUGUUUGGUGCUCCAUUCAUCCCCGUCUCACUGUUCUGGAUGGGCUGGACAUCGCGUCUGUCCAUUUCAUUUUGGUGUCCACUGAUUGCGUCAGUAUUCUUUGGAUUCGGCACGUUGUGUGUGUUUGUGUCGGCGUUCCAAUACGUCGCAGAUUCGUUUGAGCUUAAUGUUGCCAGUGCUCUUUCGACGCUGCAGAUGAUGCGGCUCGUAAGUGCUGGUGUCAUGGCGAUUGUAUCUGAGGUGAUGUAUAAAAAGCUUGGUAUUGGUUGGACAUUGACACUUUUGGGAUGUCUCUCGUUUUUGUUCUUACCUGCACCUUAUUUAUUGUAUUGGAAGGGGGACAAGGUACGUUCAUGGAGCAAGUAUGCUCGCAGAGACGAAAAAAAGUGA
Messenger RNA from Penicillium salamii, 1896 nucleotides. Lineage: Eukaryota; Fungi; Ascomycota; Eurotiomycetes; Eurotiales; Aspergillaceae. The record is from the annotation of a GenBank genome assembly.